AGCGCGACUUCACCUCACGCGACGUCAUCCAAUCCCCAUUCAACCACCCAACACAACUUACACAGCAAUGGCAGACGCCGACGACCACGCCCGCCCAACAGAAAAACACAGCUCCCGCAGACCCGAGCGAUCCCGAGACCGCGACAGGGAAAGGGACAAGGACAAGGACCGCUCGCACCGGUCUUCGCACCGCCACCACCACCACCGGUCCUCGCACCACCACCGGUCGCGCUCGCGCGACAAGGAGCGAAACCGCGACAAGGACGGGGACCGAGACCGAGACCGAGAUCGCGAUCGUCACCACCGCAAGAAGCGUUCCCGCCGCGAUGACGAGGUGGAAGGCUCCGGUUCCGACCGCCACCACAAAUCGCGGCGGGAAUCAUCGCAAAAGACGAAGUCGGAAGAUGUCCUGGAGCCUACAGAACCCGCACAACUCGUACAAUCCGUACAACCCGCGGAACCGUCCGCUAAACGCGACGAGUGGAUGGUCGAGCCCAGCGCGGACUUUAUCGAUUACACGCAGCGCGGCGCGCGCAAGCCGUCGCCGACAAAUCUUGCCGUGAAACCGGAUUAUCGGCCUACUAUCUACAAGAACGAGCUGAACCAGCAGUUGCGCGACGGGAAGUCACUAGAUGAGUACGCCGAUGACGAGAAUGGGGCCAAGGAGGGGGAGGUCGCGUAUAUGUUUGGAGACAGCGGGUCGAAUUGGAGGAUGACCAGACUCAAGAGGUGUUAUGAGACGGCGAAGGAGACCGGGGUUGAUCUGGAGGUGGUGGCGUUGGAGAGGUAUGGCGAUCUGAGGUUGCUGGAUGAUGCUAGGGAGGAGGAGAUGGAGCUCGGCAGGAGAGAGGUCUAUGGUAUGGACCGUAAGGAUGCGAAGGAGAAGCCGACGGGGGAGCUGUGGAGGGAGAGGCUGGCUAAACGGCAAAAUAUGGAGGUGAAGCUGGAAGAGCGGGCAGCGCAGGAGCAGGCGAGGAUCUUGGACGCCGCUCCUCCUCCUCCGCAGCCGACAACUACGGCAACAACGGUUGUCGAUCAGACUACGCUCAACAAGAUGCGUGCGGCAUUGUUGAAGGCGCAGCUGCGCGGUGAUCUGAAGGCGGCGAAGAUAGAGGAGGAUUAUAAUGCGGCUGUCGAGACGGCAAGAUCGGCGCCGAAGACGGAUGGUGUCGUUGUCUUGUCGGCGAUGGAUACUCGACAGAUUGCCGGACUGGGUGGACGUGUAGGCCGUGAAGUGGUGAUGGGCAAGAAAGGGAAAGUUGUGGAGAAUGAGGAUAUGACACUCGAUGACAUGCUCAGGGAGGAGAAGAUCACGAGGGGACAAGGUGCGGGACGACAGAUGGCCGAGCGGAUCUCGAGGGAUGCGAAGUUCGAUGACAAUCUGGACUACAUGGACGAGAAUGCGGCGAAACUUGCCAAGCGCGUUCAAAAGAACGAGAUUGACAUCAAAAAUAUGGCUAUCAAUGAGUUCAAGAAGGUGCAAAGAGUGCUAGAUACAUGUCCGCUAUGCCAGCAAGACGACAAACCGCCAGUGGCACCCGUGAUCUCGCUGGCCACCCGCGUCUUCCUGACGCUCCCGACGGAACCAGAGCUGUGCACUGGUGGAGCUGUCAUUGUACCUAUCCAACAUCGCACUAACAUGCUCGAGUGCGAUGACGACGAGUGGGAGGAAGUAAGAAACUUCAUGAAGAGCUUAACGCGCAUGUACGCCGCUCAGGACCGAGACGUAAUCUUCUACGAAAACGCUGCUUCACCUGCGCGCCGGAAGCAUGCCGCAAUCUUUGCCGUCCCACUCCCGCGAGAACUCGGCGAGAUGGCACCUGCCUACUUCAAAGAAGCGAUUCUCUCCGCCGACGAGCAGUGGUCGCAACAUAAGCCAAUCAUCGACACCCUCAAGUCCGGUCACGGAAAGAUGGCAUUCCGCAAGGCACUAAUUAAGGAAAUGCCAUACUUCCAUGUGUGGUUCACCAUCGACGGCGGAAUGGGACACAUCAUCGAAGACGAGAACCGUUGGCCCAGGGCGGACCUGUUUGCGCGCGAGCUGCUAGGGGGGAUUCUGGAGUGCGAACCAAAUAUCAUCAAAAAGCAGGGACGAUGGAGGGGCGGACGCGACCGCCGCGAGGAGGAGUUCAAGAAAACGUGGCAAAAUUGGGAUUGGACUAAGGUACUGUACGGAUGAUGCAUGAAGACUCGCUCGGAUGGCCCCCGAGACACACGGUGGGGCGGGGAAGGCGCUUUAUCUACUCUACCUCCUAAUUCAUAUACUUGUGCAUGGAAAACGUUCUCGGCAGGAUUUGUGCCUGCUCCAUCCAUCCAUAUUACAUACCAUUGCUUUUUCCUCUCGACUCCCCUCCCCUCUCCCCACACAUGUGCAUGAGCGAAGCGCAGCUGCGCAGGCUCAUGCACAAUGAAGGAGAGAAUCUGGUCGUGAUUUUCUGUAAGAACCAACCAAUCACAUGGAGCAUAUGCGCAUAAAAUACCUCUCUCUCUCUCUCCACGCCGCAGCCGAAACCCCCACCAUCACCACCACGCCCCGCCCACGCAUCUGAUCGGAGCAAAUCCCGUAAUUGAACUACUCGCGUAUGUAGUAGUAGUUGGUUAGUGGGUUAGUGGUGAGCUUAUAUAGUUUCCCCCGUCCUCGCUCGCUUCCCCACAUGUCGAGAAAAACGGG
This is a messenger RNA of Tricharina praecox, 2671 nucleotides long. RefSeq names its product CwfJ C-terminus 1-domain-containing protein-like protein. The record is from RefSeq and is a predicted model, not a curated record. The coding region runs from base 68 to 2179 and encodes 703 amino acids. Lineage: Eukaryota; Fungi; Ascomycota; Pezizomycetes; Pezizales; Pyronemataceae. The transcript is spliced from 3 exons. Gene Ontology annotation, cellular component: post-mRNA release spliceosomal complex. Gene Ontology annotation, biological process: mRNA splicing, via spliceosome.